Podarcis muralis (Common wall lizard) is the source of this 2703-nucleotide messenger RNA. It is a transcript of the gene PKM, whose product is annotated as pyruvate kinase M1/2. NCBI's taxonomy places the organism in Eukaryota, Metazoa, Chordata, Lepidosauria, Squamata, Lacertidae. The record is from RefSeq and is a predicted model, not a curated record. Gene Ontology annotation, biological process: glycolytic process. Gene Ontology annotation, molecular function: pyruvate kinase activity; potassium ion binding; magnesium ion binding.
UCUUGGGGGCGGUGAUGUGCCCUUGCCCACAACUACCUUAACCGCCGUUACCGGCAGCUCGGCUGCUCAGAGAGGUCGAGACUCUCCGAGGUGACUGACGUUUGAUAGCCGGGCAGAUACCAAAUCUCAGCAGCCAUGUCAAAACAACACGAUGCUUUCAUCCAGACCCAGCAGUUGCAUGCUGCCAUGGCAGACACAUUCCUGGAACACUUGUGCCGUCUGGACAUUGACUCUCCCCCAAUCACUGCAAGAAACACUGGCAUUAUCUGCACAAUUGGCCCGGCUUCUCGGUCAGUGGAAAUGCUAAAAGAAAUGAUUAAAUCUGGAAUGAAUGUUGCUCGUCUCAACUUCUCUCAUGGAACCCAUGAGUACCAUGCAGGAACAAUCAAGAACGUUCGAGAAGCUACUGAGAGCUUUGCUUCUGAUCCUAUUUCGUACAGACCUGUUGCUGUUGCACUGGAUACUAAGGGACCUGAAAUUCGCACUGGACUCAUCAAGGGGAGUGGUACAGCAGAAGUGGAGCUUAAGAAAGGUGCAACUUUGAAAAUGACCCUGGACAAUGCCUUUAUGGAGAAGUGCGAUGAGAACACACUUUGGGUGGACUACAAAAAUCUCACCAAAGUUGUUGAUGUUGGCAGCAAGAUCUAUGUGGAUGAUGGACUCAUUUCCCUGAAAGUUAAGGAGAAAGGUGCUGAUUUUGUCAUCACUGAAGUUGAAAAUGGUGGGCUGCUAGGCAGCAAGAAAGGUGUAAAUCUGCCAGGUGCUGCAGUAGACCUUCCUGCUGUUUCUGAGAAGGACAUCCAGGAUCUAAAAUUUGGUGUGGAGCAGGAUGUAGACAUGGUGUUUGCUUCCUUCAUCCGAAAGGCAGCUGAUGUUCAUGCUGUCAGGAAGGUGCUGGGAGAAAAGGGAAAGAAUAUCAAGAUCAUUAGCAAGAUAGAAAACCAUGAGGGUGUACGUAGGUUUGAUGAGAUCAUGGAAGCUAGUGAUGGCAUCAUGGUAGCCCGUGGUGAUCUUGGUAUUGAGAUUCCUGCUGAAAAAGUCUUCCUCGCCCAGAAAAUGAUGAUUGGUCGAUGCAACAGGGCUGGCAAGCCAAUCAUCUGUGCUACUCAGAUGUUGGAGAGCAUGAUUAAGAAACCACGGCCAACACGUGCAGAAGGGAGUGAUGUAGCUAACGCUGUCCUGGAUGGAGCUGACUGUAUCAUGCUUUCUGGAGAGACUGCCAAAGGAGACUACCCUCUGGAGGCUGUCCGCAUGCAGCAUCUUAUUGCUCGCGAGGCUGAGGCUGCAAUCUAUCACCGCCAGCUGUUUGAAGAACUUUUCCGCCUCACUGCUAACAACAGGGACCCUCUUGAUGCCAUGGCUGUAGGCGCUGUGGAGGCCUCUUUUAAGUGCUUAGCUCCAGCUGUGAUAGUUUUGACAGAGUCUGGCAGAUCUGCUCACCUGGUGUCAAGGUACCGCCCACGUGCUCCCAUCAUUGCUGUGACCCGUAAUGCUCAGGCCGCACGCCAGGCCCAUCUGUACCGUGGUAUUUUCCCCGUGCUGUGCAAAGAGCCAACCCAUGAUGCCUGGGCUGAGGAUGUUGACCUCAGAGUUAAUGUGGGCAUGAAAGUUGGUAAAGCCCGUGGAUUCUUCAAGACUGGUGAUCUAGUCAUAGUACUUACUGGAUGGCGUCCUGGUUCCGGCUAUACCAACACCAUGCGUGUUGUGCCAGUUCCAUAAAAUCAGACCCAGCAAUCUCAACCCUCCUUUUGUCUCACCACCUUCCCCUUGCAUUAGAUCAGCAAAUUGCUUGCAAUAUUGUCCUUGCCUGUAGAGUGGAUAGAGGCUGCCCGAAACCACCAAGUGCAGUAAUUGGGGGAAGAGAGACUAAGUCUAGAAAUACUUGAAAUAGUUCUCCGAUAAUUAGAACCCCUCCCCAAACUGUCCUGCCUUAUUUGUUGGGAACCAGCGUAAAAUUGUCUAGUGUGGCAACUUGGGCUGCCCAGUGUUUCUUCUUCGGCUCUCGAGUCCAAAGAAACAGGAGGGCUUCAUCCAACUAGUAAGGCAUUUUAUCCAGUGGCAAUACCUGCCAAGUCCCUUUUCUGUAGUUCUGUACUGUCAGGUCUCCACACAAACACUCCGGAUUAGGAUCUACAUAGACCGACAUAGCUCUCCUUUCUGUAACAUCUCUAGUCUUGCUGUGUCCCUGUGGGUAUACAGGGGUUUUUGGUACACUGUAACCGGAACUCUACAACACAAUCACUUGGAUAUCUUAACUGUACACUCCAAUAGGUAGUGACAGAAAACAUCACAUGCUUGUCCCUUGAAGUUCCAGAAAACCUGGAUUUAAAAAUGGAUGGCUGUAUCUUAUUGCCAGCACAGCUAGAGAAUAGCAAUGGAAAUGAGUGUCUACAGGGUUCUUUUGCUCCCAGAGUCUACUCAGGUACAGAUUGCUUCAGGUUUGAUAUAAAAACUAAAAAUGGCAUAUUUUGUGUAUGGAACUUUAAAGGGCUGAGCAGUGCAGUAAAAAAUUCACCUGAUGCACUCCCCACAUCUCAAGCUGCUUGUGCGCCUGUUGCAGUGUUGUGUUUUGUGUUCAAGUUGAGUCGUGUUUCCUGAGCACUAACUAUCCUCUAUAAAUCAGGAUGAUUUACCUACUGUAACAGGUGUAUCGGGUUGUAGAGUACAACUUUGUACAUCAAUAAAGCAGAGCUCACAUACCUA